AUGAUGAUUGAGCCUUUGGUAGAAGGAAGAGAUACAUUUCUUCAUGGAUUGCAUCAAGGUGUCACUGCUCUUCCACUGAAGGGUUGGCCACUGACUGGAAUCGAUCAAUUACGACCAAGUUUAGGUUUGCAAGUACAAAAGCCCAAUCUGCAGACUCAGAAUCCGUUUCUUUUGGCAACACAACAGCAGCAGGACUUAGCGCAAGCCCAGGCACAAGGCAACAUUGGAACUUCAUCCAACUAUGGGUUAUGUGGAUUACCAAGGGGUAAUUUGAAUGCAAAAGAUGGUCAGACCACCAGAAAUGAUGGAUCUAUAUGCUCCCCAUUGCAAUCAAAUUCGCCUAAGGUACGAUUAUCUUCCAAAUAUCACAGAGGCGUUGUCUUUUGUGUGCACACAUUUAUGGCAUGCUGA
Molecule: messenger RNA, 411 nt
Organism: Ilex paraguariensis (yerba mate)
Lineage: Eukaryota; Viridiplantae; Streptophyta; Magnoliopsida; Aquifoliales; Aquifoliaceae
Source: the annotation of a GenBank genome assembly